AUGCUCAUUCGCCUCGAACCGGAUCCUUGCCUGAUCCGUCAUGGAUCAUCGUUCAGAACUGUCAAGGUCAUCGAAGAAAACGAAAUCGAGAAGCUGAUAUUCCAAAAUGUCUGGAAGCCUUUCUCGAAUUUCAGCGCGAUUUUGCCGAUGAUCAAAGGCUUCUUGAAAACUUUUGAAUUCAAUUGCCAGCAUAUAUUCAAUCAAACCGAAUUAAUCGAGCAACUUCGAAAUGAGAAAUUUGAUUUGGCAAUUACCGAAUCGAUAUUGAUUUGUAAUCAUGCGUUAAUUGAUCACAUUGGCAUCGAGAAUGUGAUAAGUGCCGAGUCAUUCUUGCAAUCGGACAUUGUGAAAUACGCGAGUGGCGAGCCGGCGUUCCCGAGCUUCUUCCCAACGAUUUUCACAGCCGACACCGACAAAAUGGGAUUUUCGGCGAGAAUGACGAACACGGCGGCGGCGAUAUUCGCGUAUUGGUUUGCCUAUAUUCGGUACGAAUACGAGCUCGAUGGAAUCAAGAAACUGUAUGCGAACGGCAAGGAUUACAAGGAGCUCAUCAAUCGCGCCGCAUUCCACAUGAUCAAUUCGAAUCGAUUUUUGGAUUAUCCGAGUGCGACACUUCCGAAGACGGUCUUCAUCGGCGGAAUGCAGGUGAUUCCGAACGGCGCGGCGAAUCUCACCAAGGAAUGGGACGAGCUGUUGAGCCGAAGGGACACCAACAUCCUCAUCUCGUUCGGAUCAAUGACGCGUAGCUCGGAAAUGCCCGACGAAUUCAAAAACGCGUUCCUCGACGUGUUUUCGUCGAUGCCUAAUAUCACGUUCAUAUGGAAAUAUGAAGACGAGAAUUCGACGAUCGCCGCCCAUCUUCCGAAUGUGAAACUGACGGCGUGGAUGCCGCAAAAUGAUCUACUAGCUGAUGAUCGGCUGACAUUAUUCAUAACCCAUGGCGGAUUGGGAAGCACCAUCGAAUUAGCUCAUUACGGCAAACCGGCGAUAGUGAUUCCACUGACCGGCGAUCAAUUCCGAAACGCGCAUAUGCUGACGCGACACGGCGGCGCAAUUCGACUCGACAAAUCGCAAUUGGGCGAUUCGCGCGCGAUCGGCGCCUCGAUCGCGACGGUGUUGAACGACGCGAGAUAUUCGGCAAACGCGAGACGAUUGUCGGCGAUCGUCGCCAAUCACCGACCGCGAGAUGUGCUCCUCGAGUAUUGCUCGUUGGCCGUCGAGUUCGGACCAUUGGAGACGCUCAAUUCGGCGGGCGCCCAUCUCAAUUAUCUACAGUACCACUCGAUUGAUCUACUUAUUGUGUUUCUCGCGAUUUUCAUUAUUUUCUCAUAUGUUUCCUAUCGAUUUUGGAAAUUUCUCAUCUGUUUUUUUAUUCGAAAAUGUCGCAGCAAGUACGCUCCAUUGCCAAUUACGGAGAAGAAGAAUGAAUAG
Molecule: messenger RNA, 1431 nt
Organism: Caenorhabditis bovis
Lineage: Eukaryota; Metazoa; Nematoda; Chromadorea; Rhabditida; Rhabditidae
Source: the annotation of a GenBank genome assembly